Messenger RNA from Daphnia pulex (common water flea), 1164 nucleotides. RefSeq lists its product as uncharacterized. NCBI's taxonomy places the organism in Eukaryota, Metazoa, Arthropoda, Branchiopoda, Diplostraca, Daphniidae. Bases 1 to 1152 code for a protein of 383 amino acids. The transcript has a single exon. The record is from RefSeq and is a predicted model, not a curated record.
AUGCACUGUGCUCAUGCACUUGAAGAGUUUCUGGACGACGAAGAAGCUGAACUGCCCAAAUUGUCGAAUUUAAAUAGAGCGCUCUACAAGAUCAAAGAAGCCACGAGACCAGCUAAUCCAGCAGAUCUGCAUUUCGACAUGAAGAGAUACGUCCAAGCAAUACCGAAACAAUUUCUGAGAGGAGACAUAAAAGUUAACACAAGAAACACGUUGGCACGUCAUUUGAUCUUCGCAACCGAUAAGCAAUUGAAACUCCUGAAAACUUUGAAAAAGUGGUUUGCUGACGGGACUUUUAAAUGUACACCUUUCCCUUUUGUACAGCUGUUUAGUAUUCAUGGUUUCAUUGAAAAGAAAGGCUUUAAGAAGCAGGUUCCUUUGUUGUAUGUCAUUAUGUCACGCAGAACGGCUGAAGAUUACAGUACCGUGUUUGAUCACAUCCUUCAGUUGAUCGGACAUCCGGAAGCAAUUGAAUUUGUUGCAGACUUCGAGAAAGCAGUUUGGAAGACAGUACGUGCAAAACUUCCUUCGGUGACUAUACGCGGAUGUGGCUAUCACUGGACUCAAUCACUCUUUCGUUUCAUCCAGCAAAAUGGUCUACGACGAGCUUACAGAACCGACCAAGAAGUGAGAAAUAAAUGUAGGCAGCUGAUGUCUCUACAUUUGAUGCCUCAUGAGAAAAUUGAAAAAAGAUUUAAGUCAAUCCAGCGUACGUGCCGAGGAAAAAUGAAAAAGUUUUGUAGCUACAUUGACCGCAAUUGGAUUAAGAGUAAUACUUGGCCCCCAGUAAACUGGAGCGUGUUUAGACAAGAUGACAGGACAAAUAACGACGUCGAAGGCUGGCACAACAGAAUCAACGAAGGAAAAAACGGCGCUUUCAACUUAUUCCAUCUCAUCGAUCAACUCCACUAUGAAGCUACUCUAAUUAGUCUCCAGGCCAAACUUAUGGAACGCGGCGAAAACCUUAGAAGACGAAACAAGGCUUGCCAACAACUACAAGAUGAUCUUGUUGCUUUAUGGGACCAGUACACCAACGAUGAUCUACCAUCUAAGUUAUUGCUGGAAAAAGUUGCCACCUUGUACGAUAUCUACAAUAAGGCCGGCAAUCAUUUUCAAAUUGUUGAUGAUUCUGAAAGCGAUGUAUCUUCAGAUUAGAUGUACUUUGAA